AUGGCCGAUAAGCGUAGCAACACUAUACUUGCUCGAUCAAACCAAAAUAGCUCGUUCGAUUACAGCAAAUCUGCCAGAACUGACCGAAGUGUCAGUUUAGCAAGAAAAAAGAAACAUAUUCGAGGUCCUCCAAUCUUUGAUAAUUUUUGCUGCCACUGUUCACUGUGUAAGAAUUUCUACAGAAAGAGUGUUCCAGAAAACUUAGCCAGGUUGAUUGUGGUGCCUUCAUUAAAUAGGACUGAACAAACAUUGUCUAUCAGAAAUCAGAAAUUACCUUUGCAGACGGUGCAUCAAGUGUGGGUACGACUAGGAGAUAGAGUAUUGGUAAAAGGAAACUUAACAGGCACAGUUAAAUAUAUAGGCCCAUUGGAUCAUGAGGUCAUUGCACCAAAGACAUAUAUCGGUGUACAGUUAGACGAACCAGUUGGUUUACAUAAUGGUAUUUACAAAGAUAAGAGAUACUUCACCACUCCUAGAGGGCAUGGAAUCAUGGUUAAAUAUGAAGAAGUCAGGAAAAUAAAACCUCCAACCAAAAGGCCUCCACUGACAGGGAAUACUAUGUUUCCAAGCUAUGAUGAAACUAAAGCCAGGAGGAGAUCACAUAGUGUUGGUGAAGUGAACAUUGAAACGAUAGAGCUGAGACCAAUGGGACAUGGCAGGGCGUCAACAGCUGUACCGUCUAGGAGAGUACAGCGAAUACGUCUUGUGGAUCCUAAAGAUCAGCCAUGGCAAUCCUUAUUGAAAUAUCGGACAACUAAAGAUGUAGACUGGGAUGCAAAGCGAAAAAAUCUACACUCACAUAGAGUUGGAGAUUUAUCACCAAAGCAAGUCAGAAGAAUUGCAAAGUGGAAGGAAGAAUUUGGAAAUGAUGAAAAAGCUGAAAAAAUGUCAGAGACGCUGAAAAAACUGUAUGUAGCACGAGAUAAAGGAAAGGUAGAGAUGAAGAAAGAACAGGAGGAAGAGAAAGCACUUGAAAAAGAACGAGAAAAACAGAAAGCCAAAGAAAAACCCAAAACAGUAAUUUAUGUACAUGAUUCUGAAGAUGACACAUAAAAAUUCACAAUCAAAGAAUUCAAAAUGUUGGUGCUAUUUCUUCAGUGUGGAUUCUAGUGUCUGCUUUCAGUAAAUUAUUAGUGCAAUGUACCUAGUACCUGCAAUCAACACAUGACAAUGUAUAAUAUAAAAUAUGUAUAAGAUGCCAUGGCUUCUAUUAUUUGGUACAAUGGAACA
This is a messenger RNA of Saccoglossus kowalevskii, 1230 nucleotides long. RefSeq lists its product as uncharacterized. The record is from RefSeq and is a predicted model, not a curated record. Lineage: Eukaryota; Metazoa; Hemichordata; Enteropneusta; Harrimaniidae.